This is a messenger RNA of Spodoptera litura, 544 nucleotides long. It is a transcript of the gene RpI12, whose product is annotated as RNA polymerase I subunit RpI12. Gene Ontology annotation, biological process: termination of RNA polymerase I transcription; DNA-templated transcription. Gene Ontology annotation, cellular component: RNA polymerase I complex. NCBI's taxonomy places the organism in Eukaryota, Metazoa, Arthropoda, Insecta, Lepidoptera, Noctuidae. Gene Ontology annotation, molecular function: zinc ion binding; nucleic acid binding. The record is from RefSeq and is a predicted model, not a curated record.
CAUAACAUAACCUUAAAACACAUUGUUUAUUCAAAUUCACUUCAGAGCAGAGAGUAUAGUUGUUAUUUGAGUAUAUAAUUAUUACUUUUAGAACAAACUAGUGACGACUAUGGCAGAAACUGGCCCAUUUUCCAGCAGUACUGCUUUCUGUGCACGAUGUGGUUCCAUAUUACCACUGCUCCAAGAAUUCGGCUCGGUCAAAUGUUAUGCUUGCAAAGCUUCAUUUGAUGCUGAAAAUUUCAGCGACUUAAAAUUCAACUAUACAAUUCAUUUCAACACAGUAUCAGUGGUGAGCAAUGAAAAUAUACUGAAUAUGGAUGGUCCAGAAGGUCCUGUUGUGGAACGAAAGUGUCCGAAAUGUGGCAACGAUAGAAUGUCUUAUGCUACGUUACAACUGCGGUCCGCUGAUGAAGGACAGACUGUGUUCUACACCUGUAUAUCUUGCAAGUACAAGGAGACAGAAAAUUCAUGAUAAUUGUAUAUUAUUUUGUUACAGUUAAUUAUAAAAUGUGUAAAGAAGUUAAUUUUAAGUAAAUUUUGUAUU